Durusdinium trenchii is the source of this 1116-nucleotide messenger RNA. Lineage: Eukaryota; Dinophyceae; Suessiales; Symbiodiniaceae. The record is from the annotation of a GenBank genome assembly.
AAACCGGGCUGUCCUCGUGCUAUGCGUGGCAAGAACUUGCACGUGCCUAGGUUUCGGUGCCUGGGUGCAGCUUUCUUGCUGAUGCUCGGAACUGGAAAGGUGCUUGUCCCAACAGUGCCAUUGAAAAAUGGUGCUGAGAUGCAACGGUUGGCCUUAGGGCUCUACAAUGUCCCACGUGAUCAGGUGAAGGCUGUGGUCGAUGCUGGCUUAGCUGCGGGUCUGCGCCACUUUGACAGUGCUUCCUUCUACAACAAUGAGGUGGAGUGUGGCGAGGCAUUGAAAUCGUGGAUGGCCUCGGGUCACGAUCGAUCGGAGAUUUUUGUCACUACGAAGGUCUGGACCACCGACCUGGUCGACCCCGAGAGCGCUUGCAGAAGCGCCGAGAUCUCCAUUGAGGAGUUGGACAUUGGCCCUGUGGAUUUAGUGAUGGUCCACUGGCCAAUGCCUUCGAAGCACGUGGAGGCGUACGUGGCUUUGGAGAAGCUUGUUCGCAGCGGCAAAGCUAAAGGUUUGGGCAUCUCGAACUACUCUCCAGCGGACUACGAGGAGCUCAUGAAGGUAGCGACCAUUGAGCCGUUGGUGAACACCUUCGAGAACAACCCCUUGCUCUACCGCAAGGAGUGGUGCGACUACUUUCAAGAGAAAGGCCUCAUUGUCCAAGCUUACAAGCCGUUGCAGCGUGGAGGCCCUGUUCUGGAGUCUCCCGCGGUGAUGGACAUUGCGAAGAAAGCAGGGAAGACACCUGCACAGGUUUGCCUCCGGUGGAACCUGGACAAAGGGAAUGCAGUGGUCUUCAAGAGCCUUACUCCGGCUAGGAUCCAGGAGAACGUGGACGUCUUCGACUUUGGCUUGUCAGCAGAGGAGUUGGCCCAGUUGGAUGCUCUCACCACGCCUGAGGUCAUGGAGGAGGCCCAACGCCACUGGGAGAAGCGCCGCUGCGGGACUCCUGCUCCCUGGGGCGAGGGUAAGAGGCCCCGGCGCCAGGAGAUUUCUUCAUGAUGCUGGAUUCUCAAGUAUGCAAUCCAAAAAGUUGCAGGGCUUGUGGAACGACAAGUGCGGUCAAGACCUGGAGGCCUUUAUGAAUUUACAGAAGGAGCACUAGUGUUUGAGAGACAG